CUGGGACAACUUUUGCGUUUAUUUCUACCAUGUCACUGUUAGAUCAGCUGAAAUGCACACGAGAUAAGCUGAAGCCCACUACCACCAGGGUACUUCACGAAGAUGGUCAAGAGUCCAUUGAGGAGAGAAAUUCAAACGGAGAGUUUGUCAGUGAAGAAGGAGACCACAAAGAAAUUUCAGCUGUCUCAAAUCGUCGAAAAAAGAAGGUGGAACGGGCGCGUAGACUGGGAUUUGUUGUCGACCUCCAGCCGGAUCUUCAGCUUGCUCUCAUAUGCCCCGGCGUUUAUCUUGGUAGUCAGGACGUCGCAGCAGAUUUGAGUACUCUUGACGCAGAGAAAAUUACCCACAUUGUGAAUUGUGCCACAGGAGUUCCUAACUACUUUCCGAAAAGAUUCAAAUAUCUGCAACUCGAAGUACUUGAUCUUCCCAGCACUGAUAUCGUUCCUAGCUGUCAGAUAGUACACGACUUCAUUAAGGACUGUGUUGGAAAUGGUGGAAAGGUUUUGGUACACUGCAAUGCUGGAGUAUCUCGUGCACCUACCUUUGUUAUCUCUUACUUGAUGUUGCAGUAUAAUCUUUCGUUACAUGACGCUAUUGCAACAGUCAGGAAUGUUAGACCAAAGGUACGACCAAAUGAUGGUUUUUUGAAGCAGUUGGAAGAUCUUGACCGUAUGAACAAAGCACACAUCAGUGACGUGCAUUAAAGGCAGAGUCCAGGUAGAUUUGGAGCACCCCUCAACAGAUUACUGAAGCGGACCCUGCCUGCAGACCAUGGCCCGGCUGCAACUGCAAAAUAUUGCUUCUGAAGCGAGAAAACAGCUUUAAGGCAGUGCCCGGG
Molecule: messenger RNA, 838 nt
Organism: Cylicocyclus nassatus
Lineage: Eukaryota; Metazoa; Nematoda; Chromadorea; Rhabditida; Strongylidae
Source: the annotation of a GenBank genome assembly